GAUAAUAGAAUGUUCCAGGAUGCCGCAUCUUCACGUGACUGGUCACAAGGUGACAAAAUGGCGCGGAUUGCGGACGAUGUUUUGCAUGUUCUUGUUAUAUUUUCCGUGAUUUUGACGGCGUCAUGCUUUUCUCCGCCGAUCAAAAGAUUGUGGUCGUUAGGGGAAGACCCAGAGGUUCAUAUGAAUGCGACUCAGUUGAUCACUAGCAAAGGAUAUCCAUGUGAAGAUUAUACAGUGAAAACCGACGAUGGCUUCUUGCUGGGAGUGCAGCGCAUUCCGUACGGCCGUAACGCUACCUCACACAAAGACCAACGCCCCGCCAUUUUCCUACAACACGGACUGCUGUCUGCCUCCACUGAUUGGAUCCUGAAUUUGGCCAAUGAGAGCCUUGCAUUCAUCCUGGCGGAUGCCGGGUUCGACGUGUGGUUGGGGAACAUGCGAGGAAACACGUACUCCCGCAAACAUGUCAAGUACACCCCAGAUGAUGAUGAGUUCUGGGACUUCAGCUGGGAUGAGAUGGCCAAGUAUGACCUGCCCGCCAUGGUGACCUUUGCCCUCAACACAACAGGUCAGAGUUCACUCUACUACGUGGGUCACUCCCAAGGGACGGCCAUCGCCUUCGCACACCUGUCACAAGACCUGGAGUUUGCCAAAAAGGUGAAGACGUUCUUUGCACUGGCUCCAGUGGUGACCCUGGGUCACAUCACCAGUCCUAUCAAGUACCUAGCACAGUUCGAUGACAUCAUCUCGGCGAUGUUCCAUAUCUUUGGAGUGGAUGAGUUCCUGCCCAACAGCUGGUGGCUGGACUGGCUGGCCUCCUUCCUGUGUGACAAGUCUACAGAGAAGUACUGUGAGAACAUGCUCUUCCUACUAGUGGGAUUCGAUCCUGUUCAACUAAACGAGACACGACUUCCAGUGUACUUCUCUCACACCCCGGCAGGGACCUCAACAAAGAACAUGGUUCAUUUUGCUCAGAUGGUGAACUCCAACAAGUUCCAGGCUUAUGACUAUGGAAACCCAGAUGAGAACAAGCAGCAUUACAAUCAGCCCACUGCCCCCGUCUAUCCCAUAGAGAACAUGACCACGCCCGUGGCUCUGUUCUGGGGUGGAAACGACUGGCUAGCCGACCCUACGGACGUCCAGGCCGCCAUCCCGCAGCUCAGGAAUGUCAUCUACAACUCCGAGAUCAAGAAUUUCGACCACAUGGACUUCAUCUGGGGGAAGGAUGCCACUAAGCUGUACGACCAGAUUAUAAAGAUUAUCCGUAAAGCUGAACUGGUGUCGUUUUAUCACUCUGUAUUUGAGCCCGGGCCUGUGGUUAUCCAGCAUUGAUCAGUGUGAAGAGUCUGUACGUGAUGUGCUGAAGAUGCAUUUAUUUAUCUAUUGAGCUUUCUGUAGUUUUUAAUGUCUGUAAGGCCUAGAAAAAAAUGUUGUGUUGUCUUGUUACCAGACCGACACUAGCAAAUCUUGCUGACCCUAGCCAUUUUGUGGGUCGACUGGCAACUGACAUAAAUUUUUAACCUGACAUUUUGAGUGAUAAAAUUCAAAAUAUACUUCCUGUACUUCACAACCUAAAUAAGACUGUUCAGCUGUAAACAUUGUACUUCUUUGUUCAAUGUUUUGAUAUACUGAUUCAUGUACAAAAUAUCUGUACUAUAACUGCAACGUUAAUGUUGUGUCAGUGUGCUGUAAACUGUAACUUUUUCUAUGAAAGCUCAUCUGUGAUGAAGUACAAUCUAUGAUGAAGUUUUUGUACUUCAGUUCAACGCAAUGCAAAAUGGCUCACCUUGAAUUUUUUAUGCUCUUAUGUUGGUCUUUAGAAACACAACAUUCAUUUUUGUAAACCUUAAUGUUUUUUUAAAGAAUAUAAAGAUAUAUAUAUAAAGAAUAUGGAAUAUUUUUGUAUAGAAUAUUAGUAGAGUACUUUAGCUUACUGUUGAACUCUGUGAAAAGUAAAUGCAAUUACAAUGUCACGCACAAUUGUUCUGCAGUACAGUAUACAUUUUAGAUUACAUUGUAACAUAUUUAUCUACCGUUGAAAGGCUAGUUGUAAAAGAAGUAACUUGUUGUAUAUGUCGGUUUUGAAUUUCAUGCUGCUAUAGAGAUCUAUGUAUGGAGCUGGUUAUCGAAGUUUCAGUGUUCAUUUACAAGAUUUUUGAGAAAAAAUGAUUGAUUUAUUGUCAUUUGAUUGCAAGUAUGGAAUGAAAUACUAGUAGAUGAUGUUUUGUGCUGAAUUUUGCACACAAAAAAGCCAUGUUAUGUCUUGCAUAUCAAGUAUUUUAGCUCUUCCUUUUGGAAACUUUUGUCUGGCUUUAUACCAUGACAUAUACUUUAUAUCAUAUUUAAGACACAAAAACUAAGCUUACUCUUUUUCUGCACAAAGCAUGCACCUUUACAGUGUUUAUCUUUGUAUUCUUUGCAUUAAAAUGUACAAUUAAUUUUAGCUUGUAAGGAAAGAACUUGGCACUCUGGGAACUUUGUCUGCAGUGAAAGCCAUAAAAAUGGAAUGUUAUUGAAGUUGAACAAUAUAUAUAUAAAGGUGUGAUCUCACAUCUACUAUAGCUGUUUCAACAUUAUUUAGAUACUGCUAAAUUCUUUUAGCAAAGGCAACCUAGCAGAAUUGUAUGAUGUGAAUGUUUGUAAUUGUAUUAGACUGAUAAGUCAUAUCUAACAUUGUCAGUCUAUUAGGUAGUUUCUUGCCAUUAAUACAGUAAGAUAAAAUACCACCACAUACUGGGGUACAGUUUAGAAAAAAAGGCUAUAUUGUUUCAAAGUAGUGCAGUAUUUAUCAGAAGGCUACCUCUCAGGAAUGUUACACAAAUUUAAAUCAUGUCUGACUUGAGUAAUGUUUCCAGAGAAGUUCGAACAAGAUUGAUUGAAUUUUUUGCUUAAUGUGUGUAAAAAAAGGAGGAAGCUGGUGUAUUAUGCCACUAGCUGUGGUGAGUUUCAGGUUUGGAGUGUUUGAAGACAUUACAGCAAUAGC
Messenger RNA from Branchiostoma floridae (Florida lancelet), 2983 nucleotides. RefSeq names its product gastric triacylglycerol lipase-like. Lineage: Eukaryota; Metazoa; Chordata; Leptocardii; Amphioxiformes; Branchiostomatidae. Gene Ontology annotation, biological process: lipid metabolic process. The record is from RefSeq and is a predicted model, not a curated record. Gene Ontology annotation, molecular function: hydrolase activity, acting on ester bonds. The coding region runs from base 10 to 1332 and encodes 440 amino acids. The transcript has 8 exons.